Messenger RNA from Impatiens glandulifera, 1082 nucleotides. Its product is annotated as aquaporin PIP2-3-like. NCBI's taxonomy places the organism in Eukaryota, Viridiplantae, Streptophyta, Magnoliopsida, Ericales, Balsaminaceae. Gene Ontology annotation, molecular function: water channel activity. The record is from RefSeq and is a predicted model, not a curated record. The transcript has 2 exons. Gene Ontology annotation, cellular component: plasma membrane. The coding region runs from base 56 to 889 and encodes 277 amino acids. Gene Ontology annotation, biological process: transmembrane transport.
ACUCAACCCAUAACCAUUCAUCAUUCUCUCUUCCUCGUAGAAAAAACAACUAGAGAUGGGUAAAGACGUUGAAGUUGGAGAUCAAUUCAGCGCCAAGGACUACCAAGACCCACCGCCGGCACCCCUGUUUGACCUGGAGGAGCUAACAAAAUGGUCAUUAUACAGAGCCACCAUCGCAGAAUUUGUAGCCACUCUGCUUUUCCUCUACAUCACUGUCCUCACCGUCAUCGGCUACAAAAGCCAAUCCGAAACCGACCAAUGCGGCGGCGUCGGCAUCCUCGGCAUUGCCUGGGCUUUCGGCGGCAUGAUUUUCGUCCUCGUUUACUGCACCGCCGGCAUCUCCGGUGGGCACAUAAACCCAGCAGUCACAUUCGGUCUAUUCUUGGCUCGUAAGGUGUCCUUGAUCAGAGCCGUACUGUACAUAGUGGCUCAAUGCUUGGGAGCCAUUUGCGGUUGUGGCUUGGUCAAGGCCUUUCAGAAGGCUCACUAUGUCAAAUACGGCGGCGGCGCCAACGGACUUUCCACCGGCUACAGCACCGGCACCGGACUUGGAGCCGAAAUUAUUGGGACUUUCGUCCUUGUUUACACUGUUUUCUCUGCAACCGACCCCAAGAGAAACGCGCGUGACUCACACGUUCCGGUUCUGGCGCCGCUUCCUAUUGGAUUCGCCGUCUUUAUGGUUCACUUGGCGACGAUCCCAAUAACCGGCACCGGAAUCAACCCUGCUCGGAGUUUUGGGGCAGCCGUGAUUUAUGGAAAAGACAAAGCUUGGGAUGACCAAUGGAUCUUCUGGGUCGGACCAUUCAUCGGAGCGGCCAUAGCUGCCUUUUAUCACCAGAUUGUUCUUAGGGCAGCAGCUAUUAAAUCAUUGGGAUCAUUCAAAAGCUGAUCGAUCUUCUUCAUGCUUACAAAAUUGUGUCUAUGGGGAGUUUAAUGUCGGUUGCUUUCAAUAAUUGUAUGUAAAUUUUCUACAAGGGUAAAAUCAAGUUGUCUGGUGGGGAAGAUGGGUUAUUUUUUUCUUUCUUUCAAUAAUGUACUCAAAUUGUUUAUAAUUAAUUUCCAAUGUUAGUUAUUGAUUUCAA